AUGACCUCAUCAAAGUUAAGAAAUCAGAUAUGCCAACCAUUUUCUAAUCUAACACCCCGUGCAAGACUGCUUCAAUUUGGAAGGCUUGGGACAUCCUUGAUCUCAAUAGUGCUUGUAAUUUUCUUACUUGUUCUACCGUUUCACAACUCACAUUUUUACUUGGCGAAGCUUGAUUGUAAUCAUGUGGAUGUCAGUAAUGGAAUAUUUACUUCAUUGCAAUCUGCAAUGAACGAUGGUGAGACCGAUUCCUUUAUGACUACAUCCGAGAUUCAAAUUUUAGCUCAGUAUACCAGCCAUCAGGUGUCUACAGCAGCCCAAUUCAUACAAUAUAGCAUAACUGGAUGGUGCUAUGGCACAUAUAGCUCUGCCGAAACGUACAAUGCAGUGACAAACAAAUUUAUUGCUAUUCGAAAAGGUGAUUCAAGAGUGAGGUGCUCAACGCCAAGUCUAAGCUACGUCUUUGAUUAUCGGGGAGAGCUCUCAGAUGUUGGAUUAAAUAUCGUUCUUUCGUACGCGUACGUGAAAGGUGAAUUUUCUACUGAAGCAGAACAUUACGUGCCAGAUAAGAGCUAUAAAACGCUUUUGGAGAAAAGGCGGACCAGAAAUACUGCUGUGAUAGGUCUUUUGAUGUCAUCAUUGAUAAUCCAGCCAUUUUUAUUGAUAUUUGGAACAAUAUAUUACGGUCUACGAGGAAAGCAGAAAAAUGAUAAGUUAAUGCCCUCAUUUACGAGACAACUUUUUGGUUUUGUGUCAGCAAUCUCAUUUAUUGCUGUACUUUCUUCUGCUUUAAUUAAUAUCUCAUUGUACGAAGAAAUAAAGCGGGAAAUUCGUUCACAGCUAGGAGAUUUUGGGUUGACUGUACACAGUGGACCUAUGUACCUAUUUGUAUUCUGGUUAAUCGUGCUGCUCCAAUUUAUAUGCAUAUUUCUUUGGGGAGGUCCUGUCUGGUGUGCUACAUCUGAAUCAGGGAGGGUCCAGUCUCGUGAACUAGAAGAGGAAGAAGCAUUUUUGAAUAGGAGACCUACAUCGUUUGAAAGUGAUGGUGGAUUUGAACUUUCAAGAACAUCAAGUACAUCCACAGACAACAUUUUUAACGUUGGCCGUCCACCAUCAAUCAAUGUUGACUCUGGCUCUUUAUCUAAGAUGGAGACAAAUGGCUAUUCAUCAGCAUCAUCGGAUGUUUUAAUUGCACAUUCAAAAAAUGCAGGUUUAGGAAUCAAAACUGCAAAAUCAGAUAACUCCCUUGGGCAAUACCAUGCGGGGCAGGGCUACUCUGGAUUUCAAAGAAUAUUGUGUGGUAAAGCAUCAACUACCUCAGAGCUUACAUUAAAUGCUUCCGAUACAAGCGAAAGCGUUGCAAAAUAG
Brettanomyces bruxellensis is the source of this 1365-nucleotide messenger RNA. RefSeq lists its product as uncharacterized. The record is from RefSeq and is a predicted model, not a curated record. Gene Ontology annotation, cellular component: cell cortex of cell tip; plasma membrane. NCBI's taxonomy places the organism in Eukaryota, Fungi, Ascomycota, Pichiomycetes, Pichiales, Pichiaceae. Gene Ontology annotation, biological process: fungal-type cell wall organization. Bases 1 to 1365 code for a protein of 454 amino acids. The transcript has a single exon.